AUGGUGUUUUAUCCGAAAGCUCGGCAGCCGCGCCUCAGCAUCAACCACCCAACGGUCCGGCCAAUUCGACUGGCUGUACUAAAGGCGGCGACCAUCAACCUUUUCUUGCUGCAAAUUCUGUUCCUUGGUCUUUUUUGCUACCUUUUUGGAUCUCUUUUCCAGCAAACUACACAUAUUCAUAAUAUCAAUAUUCUCUACGUUGAUUAUGAUGGCGGCGCAAUAGGCACGGCAGUCCUUGAUGCUUAUCAAGAACUCAAAGGCCCAGGCUUUCCAACUUUGAUUGCGCGGUCCACUCAAGAAUACCCCGAACCAGCUCUCACUGUUGAGGCUGUUUGCAAUAUCGACUACUGGGCAGCUCUUUACGCCUCGCCCAAUGCAUCGAAUCACUUGCUCAGCGCGCUAGGAGGAGGCUCUGCCGCAGCCUCAUACAACUCCAGCGAUGUCCUCACAAUGGUAUGGAAUGAAGCGCGUUAUCCCACUGUGGUAGACUCUGCUGUUUCUCAAAGCUUGACAACGCUAUCUGAAGCUGCACGAGUGGCCUACUUCAAAGAAGGCGGAAAGCAGUUGAUACAGACGCUGAACAGCUCGGAUCCUGCAGCCAUUGCCAUCUUUGCCGACCCCUGGAAUUUGGACUCGAUAGACAUUCAAACAACCAAACAGGGAUCCCGGCUGAUCUACAAUACCCUUGUCGUCAUCCUAAUCCUGAUCCAGGAGUUCUUCUACUUGGGACUCAUCAAUGGUCUCUACCUGCAAUUCAACCUCUAUACCGCCGUCUCGCCCAAUCGGAUCGUGGUCGUACGUCAAAUUAUCUCACUUCUGUACACACUUGCCGGGUCUUUAAGCACAGCAGGUGCUAUCUGGGCCUUCCGAUUUGGCUGGCAUGUAAAUGGCAACCAGUUCGCGCUUAACUGGCUGAUCUUCUGGCUGUUCGCUCACUUGAACUUCCUCGUGCUCGACGUCUUCACCAUCUGGCUUCCGCCUCCAUACAUUCCAAUGGUGUUCAUAUCCUGGAUUGUCCUAAACGUAACCUCUAUCCUCUUGCCGUUCGAACUGUCGCCAGGAUUCUACAAAGUGGGAUAUGCGUUACCAGCGCAUAGUUUAUUCCAGGUCAUGAUCGAUAUCUGGUCCGGUGGUUGCAAUCCUCAGCUCAACUAUGCACUCCCUGUGAUGUUCGCUUAUGAAGUGGUCAGCCUCGUUCUCAGCUCGAUUGGCGUUUAUCGACGGGCUCAUUUGGCCACCAUCAAGCAGGAGGCAGAUGAAAAGGCACUGCAGGAACGCAUCGCGGCGGCUGUUGCUGAGAAACAGGAGAAUCUGCAGCCAAACGAGGAAAGCAGACCGGAUGCCCUGGAUGGCGAAACACCGGUCAGUGAGCCAGAGCAACGAGCUACCGUGCAACGACGCGCGACUUUCACAAGUAUGGAGGAUCAGGAGAAGAUGUGUGAUAUCAUUCGGCGGGAGUUGUCGCGUCCUGCUGAAAGGGCGGAUACCAGUCGCAGCAACAAUGGUCCCUCCUUUUACCUACCCUAUAAGGAAUGA
Penicillium odoratum is the source of this 1536-nucleotide messenger RNA. RefSeq names its product SNG1 family protein. NCBI's taxonomy places the organism in Eukaryota, Fungi, Ascomycota, Eurotiomycetes, Eurotiales, Aspergillaceae. The coding region runs from base 1 to 1536 and encodes 511 amino acids. The transcript has a single exon. Gene Ontology annotation, cellular component: membrane. The record is from RefSeq and is a predicted model, not a curated record.